AUGGCUAUGGAGGAGGCGGUCACAGAAGCCAACGAGGCCAAAGAGUUCCACAACGGCUUCUGCGAGGUCUGCCAGAAGGAUGGUCGUGUGUUGUUCUGCGAGAACUGCACCAGGGCCUUCCACGUGGCAUGCAUCGAAAAGUUCGUGGAUCUUCAAACACUAGGGAUUCAGGACCGCUGGGUGUGUCCUGUAUGUGUCCACGGGCCAGAGGUGCUUCUCCGGGGUUACAAAAAACCACAGCUCGCAGAGGAACAGAUGGAAGACCUGAUGAUGAAGCAACAGAGAGAAUGCAAGAGGAUUGCUUCGGCGAGUGUGCGCAACCGAGACCGAACUUUCCUCAAGGCGAUUGACGAUGUCGCGCCCUUCGCUUCAAGACCCGCGCUCCGGCGAAUUCAGAACUCGGAGGCGAAGGCUUCGAGAGUAAGGAUGCCACAGAUUCUGGACGAUGACAGUGAUGGGUCUGUCUCAGCAGUGCCAGACGUUCGGACGCUCGACCCGCAAAGCCACACGCCCGAGAUGUACAAAGACGUGCUCGCAGAGGGCAUCCGACUCAAGAAAUACCAAGCGGAGGGCGUCGGCUGGAUGAUCCAAGGUUUUUUCGACCGCUGUGGUGGCAUCCUCGCCGACGACAUGGGCCUCGGGAAGACGCUGAUGACUUUGUGCUUCCUGAGCUAUCUCAAGGUGAAGGAGCAAAUUCCGGGGCCGGCCCUAGUGGUUGUGCCCUUGAGCUGCGCUGGGAAUUGGCUGCGCGAAGCGAGGAAGUUCGUUCCACACCUCUCGAUCGCAAAGGUCUGCGGAAACAGCAAAGAGAAGUCUCUAAGUUUGGACGACAACGAGAUUUGGUUCGGGAUGAAGGACAUCAUCGUCACGACCUACGAGACAGUGGCAAACAUAGAGAACUACUUCGGGCGGAUGUUCUGGAAGGCCGUGAUCUUGGACGAGGCGCAUCGUGCAAAGAACUCUGCCAGCCGAAUCCGGGAGGCCUUGGAAGAGACACACAGCGCGUGCCGAAUUCUGUUGACGGGCACGCCUCUCCAGAACAGCUUGAAAGAGCUCCAUGCUCUGCUCAAGUUCCUUUGGCCGGACGUGCUGGCAAAGCAGUCCGAGAUGUUUGAGAAUGCCAUCCAGCUGCCCGAGCUGGCGGGGAAGGCCGACCCGAACUCCAAAGCUUGCAUCAACCAGGUUAUGGUCGACAAGAUCCGUGGGCUGCUUGCUCUGAGCAUGAAGCGGCGCAAGAAGGAGGACGUGCUGUCGCUACCGCCCAAGAUUUUCCACGACGUGUGGCUGCCAAUGUCUCCACUCCAGGUGCAGUGGUAUCGCCGCAUCCUGUCUCUCAAGAACACGCAGAUGUCCAGAGAUAUUCGGAGCCUCAAGAAGCUGAUCCUUCGACUUCGAAACGUUUGCAUCCACCCGCGUCUGGCGGUGGCGUCCAAGGAAGAUGAGGAGUUCCUGCUGUCUAUGGGCGUCUGCUCCCAAGACGAGAUCGACCAGCUCAAAGACGGCCCUCUGGUGAGUGAAGAGGUCAUAGGCGAGAGCUACAAGCUCGCGUUCGUGGACGCACUGCUCACGCACCUCCAUGCACAAAACAUGGGCCUCAACGACAAUUGGCGCAAGACCUUUGAGGCACGCACCAAGCAGAAGGAUGCGAAGAAGAAGUCUGCCUCGGCUUGGCUGAAGAAUGCUUCCGGCCCGCUGUUUCUGGAUGACAUGAAGUACCACCGGAUGCAGCUCGAGGGUGGCAAGGAGCACGCCGGCUUCCUCGAUGGAAUGGAGGACGUUGAUUGGGACACUCCGCAGCCGCACAAGGCGCUGAUUUUCUGCCAGCACCAGGUGAACAUGGAUUUCCUGGAGGAAUACUGCAAGUUCAGGGGCUACCGCUACAUGCGCAUGGAUGGAUCAACAAACCGUGUGCUGCGGGAGCUGGACAUGCGCGACUUCAAUGCUUUAGAUGAGGACGUCUUCAUCUACUUAAUCAGCACGCGAGCCGGCGGCUUGGGGGUCAACCUGGCCUCGGCUAAUCAUGUCAUCAUCUUUGAGCAGGACUGGAAUCCGCACGUGGACCACCAGGCGAUUGAUCGCGCGCACCGCAUCGGUCAGUCGAGACAGGUCCACAUCCAUCGCCCGAUUCUGGAGUGGGCAGUGGAGGAGCGCCUUUUGAUCCGCUCGAACGCGAAGCUCGAGAUGGAAAAGAACAUCAUCGGCGACAGGGUUGAGGAGGAUGAUGAAAAAGAGGACCCCGAAGAGCCGCUCGAUGCAGAGGAGAUCAUGAGCAUCCUGAACAAUGGAGAGUCAGCCUUCAAGGUCUUUGAGGGUGAGACCUUCAGCUUUGACCUGGAGGAGUACUUCGAUCGCAAGCGGGCCCCAAUGCCAGAGGUGAAGGAUCGCUCCCCAUUGCGGCCGCCGAAGAGACCCGCGGAGGCAGCGCCUCCUCCGGUUCCAGAUGAUGUGAUGAGGUCCGGCUCCGGUCGAGUCGUGACGCGCAAGCUCACCUUCGCCGAGGAGUUUUGCACUGCGCCGAUGAAGACACGAAAGAAGACCGAUGUGAUCAAGCUGAAGCACAUCCCGAAGUGCUUCACCUGCGGCGUCAAGGACGAAAGGCCGUUGCAGGAGUGCGCAUGUUGCCCGAUGUCGCAUCAUGUGCAAUGCGUCGGGCACACUCCAAAAAAGUGGACUUGCCCGUGGCACUACUGCAGCUCCUGCAGCCGCAGCGCCAACCAAGUUGGAGGGAUGCUGAUCCACUGCCUUGAGUGUCCCACCGCCCUUUGCUACGACUGCUUUCCGCCAGACUUCCGCAGGGUCUAUCCGCCGGACAGGUUCUGGGAUGAGAUGAAGAAGCGGGGAUGGAAUGUGACGUCUGCCAAGAUGGCCUUCUUCAAGUGCAACAGCUGCCGAACCUUGGAGGAGCAGCAGAAGCGGCUCAAGAUGCGAGCGGAAGACCUUGCCGUUCAGCAGGAUGCAGAGAAGAAGGCUGCCCUGGAGGAGAAGCGAAACUUGGCCGCGGUGAAGAAGCGCAAGAUGGAUGAAGAGGCGCAGCGCCGGAUGCAGGAGUACAAAGUGCAGCAUCAGCAGCAACGAGUGGCCGAGGAGAUCAGUCACUGGAGGGCACGCUUGGAGCGAACAGCGGAGAAGCUUUGGCCGCAGGAAUUCCGUCGCAUUUGGCAGCACCAUGUCAAGAACAAUCAGAAGGAGAUUGGCAAAGCCAUGGUUGGAAGGACGGUAAAGAUGCCCUCCGUGGAGUUCCUGAUGAGGAGCUUGGAGACCUGUGACAAAUGUGGCAACCCGUGCCACAAAGGUCGCAACUGUCCCUUCGAGUCCGAAUCGCCAACGAAAGGCGUGCUUGGCAGCAAAAGCUUCACCCUGAGCCUCACGCCAGAGAAGAGGGCCGAGCGGAUGGCGAUCUUCAAGGAACUCGAGGCCGCUAUGCGGAAAGAGAAGCCCGUGCCUGAGCCAGAGAUCAAGGACCUCAAGGAGACGACCCCGGCCUGGCAAAUUGUGGAAGCCUACCGUGCGGUGGAGGCUGCUUUCAAGGCAAAGGUCCUCGAGUUCACGAGCAGGAUUUCUGCAAAGCUGGUAGUUCCAGACAAGUGCGAGAGCGCAUCAGGGCGCCAGAUGAAUGCCUUGCAGGCAGCAAAGGCAUCUGCAGCCGCAGCUCUUGCUCGAAAGGAAAAGGCAGCUGCAAAGCAGGUUACAGCAUCCAAGGCAGCCGAAGUGAAGAGGAAUGCGGCACAGAAAGCAGCGGAGAGGGCAGCCGAAGUGAAGAAGAAGGCGGCGGAGCGGGCAGCCGACGAGAAAAGGAGUGCGGCACAAAAGGCAGCUCAAAAGCAAAAGCUUGAAGUUUCUGCACCCCAGGGCAAGACAAGCAAGAGUGCAGUAAAGAUCAGAUACAUCGAUUCUGGGCCUGGAGCGGGCUGGCACGUGAAAGGCCGAGCCUAUCCAAGUACUAUCACCAUGUGGCUGUUGCCUCCGAAUGCUUCGGUGUGGCAAUCGCGCGCUCAAGCCCUGAAGGAGCUGGAGGGAUCAGAUCCUACAGUCAUCGAAGCCAUCGACAAGGUGAGGUGGCAGGUGCAACAGGAGCUCAAGGGCCCCCCAGUCGCUGAGCCCUCCUCCAAAGAGGGCACCAGAAAAAAGCUUCGCCUCAGCUGGAGCCAUCACAGUUCCGCUUCCUCUAGCUCUUCGGUGCGAAUGCUGAGCUGA
Molecule: messenger RNA, 4194 nt
Organism: Symbiodinium necroappetens
Lineage: Eukaryota; Dinophyceae; Suessiales; Symbiodiniaceae
Source: the annotation of a GenBank genome assembly